AUGGCCCAAGCUGCUGCAUCAACAUGUGAAAUAUGUAUUGGAGGACCAGGUGAACACUAUUGCCUCCAGUGCAAUCAGUUAUUUUGUGAAAGUUGCAAAUUAUCGCAUUUACGCGCAAAUAUUUGUAAAAACCACACUUUUUUAAGCGGACCUAAAAAGUCAGAUGCACUUUUUUGUGCAGCACACGAAGAAAGAUGUUCAUCCUACUGCCAUGAUUGUGACACUCCUGUGUGUAUAGUGUGCUCUGAUGAGAAACACCUUCACCAUUUGAUGAAAGGUCUGGCUGAAUCAAUACAGGAACUUAAAUCUGAACUGUUUGAGAAAAUUGAAUCAAAAGUAGCAACUGCCAACUUUAACCUGGGCAAAAUUGAGAAAGAUACAAAAGCGUAUCAUGAUAAGGUCAUCGCAGUCAUCAAAACCAUUACGGAAGAAGGUAAAUACUGGAAGCAAUUGAUUGAUAAGAAAGUAGAAGCUUUGAUCAAGUUAGUUCAGGAAAAGGAACAGAAAGAAACACAAAAUAUGACUGCAUAUAGCGAAGUAUAUAAGGGAGUUGCAGAAAACUGUCAAAGAUGGCAAAAUACCAUCAAGAAAAUGUGCACAACAGCAGACAUUUUAUUUUUGAACAAGCUGAAUCAACUUAAGAAUGAUGUUGAUCAAAUAGUAGUAAAGCAGAUUCCCGAUGCUCCUGAUAUGUCAUACAGAAACAAAAAGACAUCAGACGCAGAGAUAGACAACCUUUUCGGGGAGUUACAAUUUCCGUAA
Messenger RNA from Mytilus trossulus (common blue mussel), 762 nucleotides. Its product is annotated as E3 ubiquitin-protein ligase TRIM36-like. The transcript has a single exon. The record is from RefSeq and is a predicted model, not a curated record. Gene Ontology annotation, molecular function: zinc ion binding. NCBI's taxonomy places the organism in Eukaryota, Metazoa, Mollusca, Bivalvia, Mytilida, Mytilidae. Bases 1 to 762 code for a protein of 253 amino acids.